AUGCAGAUAAUAUUUAAAGAAUUGCAUUUGGUUAUGCUCAACUUAAUGGAUUAUGUAGAUUACAUAGAUGAAAAAGUAAAAUAUUUAUUUGAUACAAAUAAAUUACAAUCAAUUAGGAGAAGAGAAUAAAUUACUUUAGUAUAUUUCCAUUUUCUUUGACUUAAUAAAAUUGAAUAUCAUGUACUUUUGAAUAUAUGUUUAGCUACUUAACCAAAACCGUAAUUUAUUGAAAUUUACAGCAUAGCACUACUCAAAAUACAAGUGUUUUUGA
Messenger RNA from Paramecium sonneborni, 271 nucleotides. The record is from the annotation of a GenBank genome assembly. NCBI's taxonomy places the organism in Eukaryota, Ciliophora, Oligohymenophorea, Peniculida, Parameciidae.